GUCUGAGAAUUUUCGCCGUGACCACGGGACUUCACUGACUAUUCACUGGUGGCACGUCCGGGAAUCACUCUUAAGCUGCAAGUUCAGUACCACUAUCAAUCCGAACACCUUUGCUGCAACCUUGCUGUCGUUGCCCUUUUCGGUGGCUGCCGAUCUGCCGAAGCGGGCACUAAAGUUCUUUCCCAGCACCUGACGACAACCUUUCCGAUCUCACUUCCGGUCGCAUCAAGAUGGCGACGACCAACAGCAUCAAGUUGCUUACGGGUAACAGUCAUGGCGGCCUGGCGAAACUGGUAGCCGAGAGACUAGGCAUUGAGCUUGCCAAGAUCAUGGUAGUGCAGUACUCGAACAAUGAAUCGAGUAUCAGCAUCGGAGAGUCCGUCCGCGACGAAGAUGUCUUCAUUCUCCAAUCCACUGAGCCUGGCAACAUCAACGACCACAUCAUGGAGCUGCUCAUCCUGAUCAACGCAUGUCGAACCGCCUCAGCUCGCCGCAUCACAGCUGUGCUUCCGAACUUCCCAUACGCGAGGCAGGAUAAGAAGGACAAGAGCAGGGCUCCCAUUACUGCGAAGCUCAUGGCGAAUAUGCUCCAGACGGCUGGCUGCAACCACGUUAUCACGAUGGAUCUCCACGCCUCGCAGAUCCAGGGCUUCUUCAACGUACCAGUGGACAAUCUGUACGCGGAGCCCAGUACACUUCGAUGGAUCAGGGAGAAUCUCGCUGUGAAAGACUGUGUCAUUGUAUCACCAGACGCAGGAGGAGCGAAGCGCGCCACGAGUAUCGCGGAUGCACUCGACCUGCAAUUUGCACUCAUUCACAAAGAGAGAGCACGACCGAAUGAGGUGUCACGCAUGACGCUUGUCGGUGAUGUCAGAGACAAGAUUGCCAUCGUGGUGGACGACAUGGCAGACACAUGCGGCACGCUGGUCAAAGCUGCAGACGUGGUCAUGGAGCACGGAGCUAAAGAGGCAAUCGCCAUCGUGACCCACGGCAUUCUCUCUGGUAAUGCUAUUGAGAAGCUCAAUGGCGGGCAGCUGAAAAAGCUGGUCGUAACGAACACUGUGCCACACGAGGAGAAGAAGAAGUUGUGCGACCGGAUUCAGACCAUCGACAUCAGCCCCACACUGGCUGAGGCGAUUCGGAGAACACACAACGGCGAGUCCGUGUCGUUCUUGUUCAAGCAUGCACCACUGGACUGAGGGAUUUUGGCAUUUGAAAAGUUUUGGAGUUCACGAGAUCGUGCGGGAGCUUCUCGGGAUUGUUACGAUACCAACCUGAACUGUAGAUGACCUCGUUCGGACGGCGUAGGAUGAGAAAAUACGUGGCUGAAGCAUAGAUUACUGAAUGUCGUGCGAAGCUCUCUAACACAAAGUCACUUGAGCACCUCGCGUCCUUUGCGAUCGCAACGCAGUCGGCAAGCAUGAAAGUCUUGUACGAGGAUUCUCACAGACACAACAUGGAUUAUGUGGAGACUUGGCCGGAUAGAGGGUCGUACGCGUUAUUCAUGGCCUCCUUAUGAACGUCGAAUCUCAACAACUACACACGAAUCAAGUCCCGCGCUUCCUCUGUUGAAUAUGGACGCGACCAGAAACUCUUACAGGCAGGCAUUCCGUGCUUCAGUGUGUCAGAGCUUCUCUGCGCACGUUUUAGGCAUGGACUGAGACAGGAUGCGGACGUAGAUCUGUUCGUUCGAAGAAUAGUGUGCCACCACUCAUGCGCAUCAGGACGAGUUCGAACUUGUUGGCGACAUGCAGGAUGUUUUGAAGCACCCUUUCCGUCGAUAAUCUCAAGAUCAAUUGCGCGAAGUCUAAGAAUGCUCAAAUUGUCUGGCUCCUGGGAAUAUACCACAUACGCAGCCUGUCGAGGUAUUACAUGCACAGACCGCGAUUCCACUGCGUUUUUCUGAUUUUCAUUCGCUUCUCCUAGAGACCUCCUGGAACGCACAACUCGUUCUAAUCGAGCAGGAGCCAUCUACUGCCCCUCAGCCUUUCUUAAGGUCCCCAUGAACCCUUUCACCCAGGAGAAAUGACCAGCAUUCGUCCCCAAACUUCCUCCAGCGAGCUUGCCCGUCUUCG
This is a messenger RNA of Cercospora beticola, 2075 nucleotides long. The record is from RefSeq and is a predicted model, not a curated record. Lineage: Eukaryota; Fungi; Ascomycota; Dothideomycetes; Mycosphaerellales; Mycosphaerellaceae.